Prunus armeniaca (apricot) is the source of this 216-nucleotide messenger RNA. The record is from the annotation of a GenBank genome assembly. Lineage: Eukaryota; Viridiplantae; Streptophyta; Magnoliopsida; Rosales; Rosaceae.
AUGGAAGGAACCUCGUGCACUCGCGAUGACGGCACACCUUCCCUUCGGAAGGCUCUCGUGACAUUUGUUCACCCGUUUUGUGAUCACUCCUGUGGUGGAAAGGCAAAGUUCCUCACUGCCUUGAAAACCAUUGACUGGUCAGCAAGUCAGCUUUCUUUAGUGUAUGAGCGUGCCACUGCUAGCAAUGAAGAUUCUAGCAGACUUAUUCUAGAAUAG